Molecule: messenger RNA, 655 nt
Organism: Tripterygium wilfordii
Lineage: Eukaryota; Viridiplantae; Streptophyta; Magnoliopsida; Celastrales; Celastraceae
Exons: 2
Coding region: 112-342 (76 amino acids)
Biological process (GO): mitochondrial respiratory chain complex IV assembly
Cellular component (GO): mitochondrion
Source: RefSeq, a predicted model, not a curated record
AGAGGGGAGAGAGAGAGAGAGAGAGAGAGAGAGAGAGGAGAGGAGAGUGAGAGAAAAUUAUUCCAGCACUUUCUCGGAGAUUUUAUCCAUCGUCUUAAGUGUCUGGAGAAAAUGUCUUCUGUGGGAACAUCAAAGGCAAUGCUGGAGAUCGCCAAGUUCGGGCUGUAUGUGAGCGUUCCGAUCUUUCUUAUGUAUACUUUCGCCAACAAUACCAAGAAUAUCCAGAAAAUCAUGGGAAAUCAUUCUUAUGUAGUUUAUCCUCCGGAGGGACCAAGGCCUCAGUCACCAGAAGAGUUAAGAGAGAUGGCACGCAAAUUGGCUCAGAAGAAAAACAUGAAUUAAUUCUAAGGGCUGUAUGUGACUUACUGACUUUGUGGGGCUUUCAGGUUGUAUUCGGAGGUAGUUUUCUCUGUAUCCUUCCAUAAUAUGCAGUGUAAAAAGCUUAGAUGUAUAUUCUAAGAAUAUGAUAUGUAUUUUUAAUUUGGAUAUUGCACAUUUAUGUUUUACUGUCAUAUAUGUUCACAAUUCACAUCAUGAAAACUGCCUCUACAGACUCCAGCAGCAUUGUGGGAGUCUUGCGCAUCAUGUGUUGUUUUGGGAACAUGGAACUCGAUUCUUUGUGAAUCUAAAUGAGUAAAUUCUGUUGCUUGGAUCU